GAGGGGGGUGUUGUUGUGUGUGCAUGUGAGACAGAGGGCAAAAGAGAGGGAGUCGUUUAACUCAUGUCCUUCACUCUUCAUCUCUCAUUCUCUCCAUCCAGCCAGAGGUGGUGAGUAGCACAGAUACACGGCCUGACUGAAUAUGGUCAGCAGGGACAGGAGUCAUUGACUCAAAAGGAUACGGACUGCAGGUGGCAUUGCUUUGAUUCGGCUUUGAUUGGUUUUGUUUUCGCUCUGAUGUUCCUGCUGGAAAGUUCUUCGGGGGCACCAGAACUUGGAAAGUGUUCACUCCACGUCCACAGUGGUUGGGUCCUCCAUUCAUUCUGAGAGAAGAAGGAGAUCCAGUCCAGCCAGGUCCCUAUGAAGAUAAUCAGCGGGAGGCAUAACUUCCGUGGGGUUGUGUGUGAGCCUGUGGACCAGCUUGGCUGCAUUUUCUCACGUCUGUGUAGGACACCCACACACUAUUUUGUCUGAUUCUGGAUCUUUUCAAAUACACUUGUGGACACACUUUGACCAGCAACAGACAGACAUUGUUUUGUUUUGUUUUGUUUUUUUCUUGGACACACUUGAAGUUGGGACAUCUGAAGGACAGUCAGCCUGUAAUAAGAGAGAACCAGCAUGAGUGUGCCCAUCCCCAGCAGAAGAGAACGAGAGGCCUCCCUGCUGCAGCCAAUGCCCAGGUCGGUGAGGGCGUUAGGGGCAGGGACCGCAGGAGGAUGCCCUGGCCUGGGGCUCCUGCAGGGGGUGCGCGGGGCAGGGAAAGCCCUGCGUGAGCUGAGCGUGGAGGAGCAGCAGGAGCUGCGGAGGAAGAUCAACAGUCGCGAGAGGAAGCGCAUGCAGGACCUCAAUGUGGCCAUGGAUGCUCUUAGAGAGGUGAUGGUGCCCUACUCGUCCUCGUCCUCCGCCUCGGCCUCCGGGGGCGGGCAGCACCAGCAGCUGCAGCAGCACCCCUACCUGACGGGCGCUCAGGCCCCCGGGGCGACCCAGGCCGGCCGCCGGCUCUCCAAGAUCUCCACGCUGGUGCUGGCGCGGAACUACAUCCUGCUGCUGGCCUCCUCGCUGCAGGAGAUGCGCCGGCUGCUGGGCGAGCUGAGCAUGGGGGUGAGCGGGGGCAUGCCGCGCCUGCUCCUCGCGGGCGGGUGGCCGCUGCUCGCCGCCGGCGCCCCCACCAGCCAGCUCCUGCUCACCCCGGAGUCGCUCUUGGCCCCCUCCUCCAAAUGCCCCCUCCUGACCCCGGCUCCUCUGCCGCAGGAGGAAGUGGCGGUGUGGGGCUCGAGCGGCGGAGCGGUGGCCGGCGGUCCCCUCUGCCCCUGUGGGGUGUGUAGGGUGCCAAGGAUGGUCCACUCCACGCCGGGUCCGCGGUUUCCAAAGUGAGCCGGGACUCCAACGUGGCCCUGGUGCCUCUGGCCCGUGCCGAUCUUAUGGGACACUUUCAUUGCUGAACUGAAGGUACACUGAACGCCUAAGCUGCAUAACACGCCACAUUGUCACGAUUUCACCGUUUGGCAUUAGACGUCACGUGAGGUGGUGCCCACUGGUAAAUGCUCUAACUUAAAUGCUUUGUUUUCUUUGUGUCAUUUCUCUUUGCCUAAAGGCAUAUUUUGGCAUGAUAUUCUUUAGUAAUCAACACAUUUGUGUUGAUUGUAUUCUAACAUCCAACAUCACUUUUAACUGCCCCUUAAAUAAAAUAAAUAUAUUUACAGAAAGCUCUUUGUGUGUUUAGGGGUAAGAUUGUGUGAUCUCUGUGUUGUAUAUACCACCUUAUGAUACCUGUGUUGUAUGAUACGUCUAUAGGUAAAGCUGGCUUUUAAACUUUUGUCAACAACAAUGGAAAAAAAGUGUGUGUGUGCGUGUGUGUGUGUGCGCAUGUGCGCGCAUGUGUGUGUGUGUGUGUGUGUGUGUAUUCGUGUUGCUCUGUGUGACAGCAUGUCAGCAGGUUGUUUCACCCUCUCAUCUGCCCCUGCUUUGUUGUUUUGUCCCCCUCUGAGUGUGUAAGGCGUGAGGGAUUGAAAUAAUUGCUCGCACACCCACCCCUCUGAACUACAAGAGCUUGGAGAAAGAGAGAAGGAGAGAAAGAGAGUGUGUCCACCGGUGAAACUCUCUUAUUCCCCCCCA
Molecule: messenger RNA, 2115 nt
Organism: Clupea harengus (Atlantic herring)
Lineage: Eukaryota; Metazoa; Chordata; Actinopteri; Clupeiformes; Clupeidae
Gene: olig1
Product: oligodendrocyte transcription factor 1
Biological process (GO): sensory organ development; axon development; positive regulation of transcription by RNA polymerase II
Cellular component (GO): nucleus
Molecular function (GO): E-box binding; protein dimerization activity; DNA-binding transcription factor activity, RNA polymerase II-specific
Source: RefSeq, a predicted model, not a curated record